GUGAAUGUUAUGAUCCUAGGCUGACGCUGACGUCAAUUGAUCUCUGAAACGCCCCUCGAGUACGAAGAAUGUUGUCGGCGUGACGUAUCUCUUGUGACACUACUUUCACGGGACCUCCAAGAUGUUAGGUGGUCUAUUCAUAUAUAACCAUAAAGGUGAGGUGCUCAUAUCCCGUGUCUAUCGGGAUGACAUUGGACGAAAUGCAGUGGAUGCAUUCCGUGUUAACGUAAUCCAUGCUCGUCAACAAGUCCGCUCACCGGUCACCAACAUUGCUCGUACAAGUUUUUUCCACAUUAAGCGAGCUAACAUCUGGGUUGCAGCUGUCACCAAGCAAAAUGUCAAUGCUUCACAGGUGUUUGAGUUCCUCAUCAAGAUGCUGGAGGUGAUGAGCAGCUACUUCGGAAAAAUUUCUGAGGAAAACGUCAAGAAUAAUUUUGUUCUUAUUUAUGAACUGCUUGAUGAGAUUCUUGAUUUUGGCUACCCCCAGAACACAGACACAGGUGUCCUCAAGACAUUUAUAACACAGCAGGGUAUUAAGACUGCUACCAAGAAGAGCAGUCCCAAACUUACAUCUCAGAAUGUCUUGUGUAAGUGUGAUGAGGAAUGCCAUGGAUCAGUAGCAAAGGUUUUUGCUGAAUUUUUACAUUAA
Macrobrachium nipponense is the source of this 649-nucleotide messenger RNA. Its product is annotated as AP-2 complex subunit mu-like. The coding region runs from base 122 to 649 and encodes 175 amino acids. Gene Ontology annotation, cellular component: AP-2 adaptor complex; cytoplasmic vesicle. The record is from RefSeq and is a predicted model, not a curated record. NCBI's taxonomy places the organism in Eukaryota, Metazoa, Arthropoda, Malacostraca, Decapoda, Palaemonidae. The transcript has 6 exons. Gene Ontology annotation, biological process: clathrin-dependent endocytosis; intracellular protein transport. Gene Ontology annotation, molecular function: clathrin-cargo adaptor activity.